Staurois parvus is the source of this 1842-nucleotide messenger RNA. The record is from the annotation of a GenBank genome assembly. Lineage: Eukaryota; Metazoa; Chordata; Amphibia; Anura; Ranidae.
CAGGUGAGUCCACGAUCCAGUAUGAUUCUCCCGCUGCCACCUUGCCUGUGUCCCAUCCUGUUGCUUGUACUGGGCUCCUUCCUGUCUGGCUCGGCCUCAGGUUGUCCCCAACGUUGCGAAUGCUCUGCUCAGGAUCGUUCUGUUUUGUGCCACCGCAAGCGUCACCUCAACGUCCCCGAAGGCAUCCCCACUGACACACGACUAUUGGACCUCAGCAAAAAUAGGAUCAAGGCGCUUAACCAGGACGAGUUCUCUUCCUUUCCUUAUUUGGAGGAGCUAGAGCUGAGUGAGAAUAUAGUGUCUUUGAUUGAACCUGGCGCCUUCAAUAGCCUUUUCAACCUACGAUCUUUGGGGCUGCGAAGUAAUCGUCUCAAGCUCAUUCCUUUAGGUGUAUUCACAGGACUCAGUAACCUUACACAACUUGACAUCAGUGAAAACAAAAUUGUCAUAUUGCUGGAUGACAUGUUCCAGGAUCUUUAUAACCUCAAAUCUCUGGAAGUUGGAGAUAAUGAUUUGGUGUAUAUUUCUCAUCGUGCCUUCCGUGGACUCAACAGCCUGGAAGAGCUGACACUGGAAAAGUGUAACCUCACCGUGGUGCCCACAGAGGCUUUGUCACACCUGCAUGGUCUCAUCUCUUUACGGCUCCGGUACCUUAACAUUAAUAUAAUUCGCGACUACUCCUUCAAAAGGCUUUUCCGGCUGAAAAGUUUAGAAGUGGCCCAUUGGCCAUAUUUGGACACAAUGACAUCCAAUAGCCUCUAUGGAUUAAAUUUAACAUCUCUUUCUAUUACACACAGCAAUCUGAGCGCUAUACCAUAUGUGGCAAUCAGGCACCUUGUUUAUCUUCGCUUUCUUAACCUUUCAUACAAUCCAAUUGCAUCUGUGGAGGGAUCUAUGUUGCAUGAGUUGUUGAGGCUUCAGGAGUUCCACCUGGUAGGUGGUCAGCUUUCUAUUGUGGAACCCUAUGCGUUCCGUGGUCUAAACCAUUUACGUGUACUAAAUGUUUCCUCCAAUCUCCUAAGUACACUGGAAGAAUCUUCUUUUCACUCUGUAGGCAACCUAGAAACGUUAAUUUUGGAUCGUAACCCACUGGCUUGUGACUGCCGUUUAAUGUGGAUCUUCCGGCGACGCUGGCGUCUCAACUUCAAUCGACAGCAGCCAUCCUGUUCCAGUCCAGAAUAUGUUCAGGGAAAGGAGUUCAAAGAUUUCCCUGAUGUGCUGCAGCCAACUUAUUUUUCAUGCCGAAAAGCACGCAUCCAGGAUCGAAGUCCCCAAGUGGUCCAUGUAGAUGAAGGGCAUACAGUACACUUUUUUUGCCGUGCUGAUGGAGAUCCACCACCUACCAUACUGUGGCAGUCCCCACGGAAGACUUUCAUUACCAGCAAAAGUAACGGUAGGCUGACUGUAUUCCCAGAUGGAACUUUGGAAGUACGUUAUGCCCAGAUCCAAGACAAUGGGACUUAUCAUUGUGUGGCAAGCAAUGCAGCUGGUAAUGAUACUUCACUGGCCCAUCUUCAUGUGCGCAGUUACUCACCUGACUGGCCUCACCAACCCAACAAGACCUUUGCCUUCAUCUCAAACCAGCCGAAUGAAAGCGAUGUCAACAGCACUCGUGCAACUGUCCCUUUCCCAUUUGAUAUUAAAACUCUUAUAAUUGCCACCACUAUGGGAUUCAUAUCCUUUUUGGGGGUGGUCCUGUUUUGCUUGGUUUUACUAUUUCUUUGGAGCAGAGGAAAAGGAAACACUAAACAUAACAUUGAGAUAGAAUAUGUUCCACGAAAGUCUGAUGCUGGACUCUCUACUGCAGAUGCUCCUCGCAAGUUUAACAUGAAGAUGAUAUGA